AUGUCUGAACAACUAGAAGACUUAAAUCAAUCAUUCAACAGUCAAAAUAACAAUAGUAAUACUGAAGAUAAAAGUCUCCCUGAUGAAGGACUUGUUCUUAGUAAAUAUUUAUCAUCGAAUCUGGGAUUUAUAUUACUUGGAAUAUUACUUGGCAUAUUAUUGUUAUUAAUAUUUACCUGUCUACUUUAUCGUCGAUAUCGAAGCCAGUCUGGAUUAUUAAAAAGUAAAGGCAACGUUAAUAAGAAUAAGAAUAAUGACAGUGAUGAUAUUGUUGAUGAUGAUGGUUAUAUCAGGAUAAGUAAUUCAGAGUGUACUCCAUUGACACAAUCUACAAAACAUCAAAUAUCUGAGCCAUAUACGAAAACUGAUAAGCUUAAAUCUCAGUUAUUUAUGAUGCAGAAUUUAUCUAAUGAUAAGACAACAAUCUUUUCAAUGGAAAAUGAAAGUUUUGAUAACACGGAUAAUGAGGUAAAUGGAUACGCGUAUAAUUCUGGUUAUCCUACACGUCGUCGUUUAGCUAAUUAUGUUAAACCAAAUGUCAUACAAUCGACACAACAAUAUGUUGAGUCUGCUGAAUUGAAAAGAAAAACUGAAACUUCAUGCCAACUGGAUACAUCGUAUAAUGACCAAGAAAAGUCAGGAUCUCAGUUAGCAGUGGAAAUGACUCGAAAAGCCAUUCGUCGUUCCAGUAGUACACCAAAUAUGAUGAAUUUAAUGAAUCAGCCAAAAUUACUUGAGGCUGAAAUCAAUCAUACAUUCGAUACUGUUGGAUGUAUUGCUGAUACAUCAUUGGAUGAUUCCGAGUUAUUCAAAAUUGGUGAGAAUGAUGACAGCUAUGGAGAUAUAACAUUGACUGAGAGUACAGAAGACACGAAUGAUGAUAACAAUGGUGACAAUAAUGACACCAAUGACGCCAAUGAAUUGUCUCAACACUUAAACACACAUAUCCCAUUGAUACCUAUUAAUCUUCCACAGUGGGCUAUUGAAAGAGGCAUACCAGAAAGAGGUUUUAUUACAUUCACAGUACAGAUAGAAGGUGAUAUACAGAAUAUCAGAAACAGCGCAUAUUUAUGCGUGCGUAUUCUUGAUGUACGUUGUGUACUGAGUAGAAAUUUUGAACCAAAGGCAGGAAAAUUCUAUGUGAAAGUUCGACUUCAGCCAAUCAACUAUAAUAAUAAUGGAAAGAAUUCAGUAUCACUACUAUCUUUGGAUCAAAUAUCAAUGAAAUCAUUGAAAACUUUAUCUGAUAAAAUGGAUAUACUUUCAGUGAAAAGAAAGUCUACUGUAACGACUGGUCGUACACCUGUGAAACGUGCUUAUCGUUCACCAGUCUUCCGACAUAAAAUUCGAUUAAAUUUACCAGCAGAUAUUGUUGAAUGCAUGACCAACUCAUCGCAAACUGUAUUCAAUCAGUCAAUGGAGUCGAUUUCAUCAUCACAUAGUGUAGAGUAUUAUGGUGUACAGAAAUAUGAGCUUAAAAUUGACUUAAAAGAGCGUAGUGCUUGUAAAACAAAUGAUCUUCAUGGUACUAGUACUGUUCAAUAUUUGCCACACUGGAAAUCCUCUCAGAUAGUUGGUACUGUACGUCUUCCUUUAACACCUAAAAUGUGGCAAUAUCUAUCAGAAGAUCCUACGGAUCAUCGACGUUCUACGGUGAUUGAUUUGACAACAUCAAAAGUGAAAGAAGAGGCUAAGUGUUCACCGGAAAUACUUCCAAAUAAAACAUUAUGGUUUGUGAAAUGUUUACAAGUACCAGAUGAAAAUGCAAUUUCACGAGGAGAGAUCACCUUUGGAAUGCAGUAUAAUUCAGACAAUGGUAGUUUGACAAUUAGUCUUUUCAACUGUGCUGCGAUGAACUUACCCAAGGGAACAAAAAUGAAAUUUCCCUCUCUUAGUGAUAAUUCAAACUGA
Messenger RNA from Trichobilharzia regenti, 1911 nucleotides. The record is from the annotation of a GenBank genome assembly. Lineage: Eukaryota; Metazoa; Platyhelminthes; Trematoda; Strigeidida; Schistosomatidae.